Messenger RNA from Lentinula edodes (shiitake mushroom), 928 nucleotides. RefSeq lists its product as uncharacterized. NCBI's taxonomy places the organism in Eukaryota, Fungi, Basidiomycota, Agaricomycetes, Agaricales, Omphalotaceae. The record is from RefSeq and is a predicted model, not a curated record. The coding region runs from base 165 to 821 and encodes 218 amino acids. The transcript is spliced from 4 exons.
GCCGCUUUGGCGAAAUUCGGUCCGACUGGAUACCCGAACCGGAAAGCAAGCGCCAGGGAAGCGCCAAAAGCAACUCAUUAUUAACCCUUCUCCCCGAAGCUUUGCUAAAUCCUUCUCUCCCUAGACCUACUUACACGCCUUACAUCCUACUCAUCUUUUAAACAAUGACAAGUGAUCCUGUCGCAGAAAAGUCUGGUUUCCUUCGGAUGUACAUGUCCAGUCAUCCCGAUACGCUUGUAGCGUACGCGAAAUGGUAUGGAGAAAUUUCUGAGCCCAUCUCCAGCGCUGAAAUGUCUGCUAUCGACACUAAGAGUAUGACCUUGAGCUGUAAAAUGAAGGACGGAUCUACUAAGGAAGUACGGGUUGCAAUUGACCCUCCAAUGACUGGAUACGAUGAUGUUAAACCACGAUUACUGGAAAUGAAGGCCAUCGCGCAGGAGGGUCUUGGAAUGAUAAAAACACCGAAAAUCACCUCUUUCCAGUUCCCUAGCGCGGCUCUCCGAGUACUUUUCAUCAUGUAUCCCAUCCUGGCAUACUUUGCCUACGCACCAGUAAACGAUCCGUCACUUUUGUUCCUGCCAGCCAAGUUACUAGGUACGUAUGUGGGUUCAUCGGUCGGGUAUUGGCUUCUCUGGAGCGUCAAUGCAACCCAUGUCUUGGAAGCGGUCUAUACAUGGUCCCUGUGUAGGAGACACGAGACUGGAUUCUUUGUCGGUACCCUCUAUAUUCUUGCAACGAUUGCUUGUGGUUAUCCUAUUUGGACGGACCUGAGGAAGCGCAUACAAAAUGCACGUAUUGAGUCUGUUAUGAAGAUUGAAUGACGGAGGGAUUGAAGCGAGUCUGUGUACAAUUUGUUCGAAGAAACCUUAUAUCAUGUACUGGAGGAAUCAAACACCAAGAAAAAAUAUAUUGAUUAGACCAUUGUAUU